This is a messenger RNA of Formica exsecta, 6165 nucleotides long. RefSeq names its product cGMP-specific 3',5'-cyclic phosphodiesterase (gene Pde6). Gene Ontology annotation, biological process: signal transduction. The record is from RefSeq and is a predicted model, not a curated record. Gene Ontology annotation, molecular function: protein binding; 3',5'-cyclic-nucleotide phosphodiesterase activity. NCBI's taxonomy places the organism in Eukaryota, Metazoa, Arthropoda, Insecta, Hymenoptera, Formicidae.
AUAUUCAAAUGUCAACGCAGGAGUUAAACGUCAAUAAACACAGUUAAGAUUAUAAUAAAAAGAGGAAAACAAGAACAGACUCGUAACAGCUAGAUGACCUCGGUGUGUCUGUUAUUCGCGAGGACUCGCACUUUAAAUCGGGACAGUCAAUCGCCGACAUUGUCCUAAAAAGGAUCUCGAAAAACAUUCGAAUUUUCGGGACCCGUAAAGAUAACGUCGGGAAAUAAUGAGAUGUGAAGGCUCUUCACACAUACGGCUGUGGUGGCAGACAUAACUGAACGUUCCUAUUCGAUGCACGUUAUAUUAAGCUCAAGGUGAUAUGGAAGCGGAAGACGAAGUGGAUGAUGAGUUGUCGGAGGCUGCCGACACGGAAGCGAACCACAACAACAACCUCGAAAAUUUCGAGACGAUGAAAAUCUCUACGAAACCGGUGUCCGAGAGAACGCCGGAGAAAAACAACUGUUCUUUAGUGCGCUCGUCUAAUCCGGAGCAAUCGGAAAAUGUCGAUUCCGUCGACGAUAGUCCCGGAAAGUUAAAAACGUCCGCGCGACCAAAAUCAAAAAUAUCUCUAAGUACAAGCACAAAGACUGACACGAAGGAAGUUGAGAUCGCCAAGCUGUGCAGAAGUAAGAAGGUCAGCUGUCAGGACACCAUACACGAGUACGACGAGGACGACAACCUUACCAUGGAUAGAGUUGGAAGGUACCUGGAGGCGAAUCCCGCUCUAGCCGAAACGUGGUUACGAGAGAAAGCAAGCCUCCAACUUCGGCAACGAUUGCAAAACACGUGUACGCUGCAAACGAUAAGACCAAGCGCUCAGCACGUGCAGCAAGAGGAGAGUCUUCUCAAUCGGGGCAAACGCAACAGCGUUACAUCCGAUCUCUUUCAGACAUGGUUGGCCUCGAGCUCACCUGCGAAGCGCAGCAGAAGCCCCAACAGGACUCACAGCUCGCUGAUGGGUCGUCGCGAGGAGCUCGGCAAGCUGGACGAGAGCGAUUUGUUCAUGGAGCUGAUAAGGGAUGUGGCAAACGAGCUGGACAUAAACAUCCUCUGCCACAAGAUCUUGGUGAAUGUCGGCCUACUUACUCAUGCCGAUCGCGGCAGUCUAUUUCUGGCGAAGGGACCUCUGGAGGAUCGGUAUCUCGUGGCAAAGUUGUUUGACGUCAGGCAAGACACCGAGCUCGAGGAAGCCGUUCAACGAGCGAAGAACGAGGAGAUCAAAAUACCGUUCGGAGUCGGUAUCGCCGGUUACGUGGCGCAGACCAAGGAGAUUAUCAACAUCAAGGAUGCUUAUAAGGAUCCGAGAUUCAACAGCGCCAUCGAUAUGCGGACCGGGUAUAAAACGACAUUAAUUCUAUCGAUGCCGAUCUGCAAUUACGAGGGCGAUGUCAUCGGAGUCGCUCAAAUCAUCAAUAAGACAAACGGCAGCAACGAAUUUACUGACAGAGACGUUGAGGUGUUUCAAAGAUACCUCACGUUCUGCGGUAUCGGUAUACAGAACGCGCAAUUGUUCGAGCUGUCCGUGCAGGAAUACCGGCGCAAUCAGAUACUCCUCAAUCUGGCGAGAAAUAUAUUCGAGGAGCAAAAUAAUCUCGAGUGUCUCGUCACGAAGAUCAUGACCGAGGCGAAGGAGCUCCUCAAGUGCGAGAGAUGCGCCGUUUAUUUGCUUGACUUGGAUUGUGGCGAGGCAGGGCAUCUCGAGAAAAUCGUCGAGCGGCCCGGGAAAUCGGUGCAAGAGAGCAGAAAGCCGUUGUCGAGAAGAGAGAGCAACAACAUCGACAUGGAGGACAUUUUUCAACAGCACACAUCGAUCGAAGACACCAAAUUCACCAUGGUCUUUGAGAUGGAGAACGAAACGCAGGAGGCCCGAGUCUAUCGACCAAGCAACAACGAUCUUACGAGUCCCUUGGGACAGAUCGCGAGAUAUGUCGCCGCGACGGGUCAGAUUCUCAACAUUGGUGACGUCGCCACGUGGUUGAAGAAAGACGUAAUGGAGAACAGGAGGAAUCCCAUUAGGAGUAUCCUGUGCAUGCCGAUCGUUAACGGGCAGAGGAUCGUCAUCGGAGUUGCUCAAUUGAUCAACAAGGAUAACGGCACGUCUUUCACCGACUCGGACGUGUCGAUAUUCGAAGCGUUCGCCAUCUUCUGCGGUCUCGAUAAGCUGAUGGCGAAGCAAAAGGUGGCCCUGGAGUGUCUGAGUUAUCACGCGACCGCCAACAACGAAGAUGCUCUGCGACUCGUCUCCGAUACCAUACCGUCCGCGGAAACAUACAAUCUUUACAGUUUCACGUUCAUUGACUUUGAUCUCACCGACGAUGACACGUGUCGCGCUACCAUCAGAAUGUUCAAACAAUGCGAUCUCAUACAGAAGUUUCACAUACCGUACGACGUCCAGUGCAGAUGGAUACUCAGUGUGAAAAAAAAUUACAGGCCAGUGAAGUAUCAUAAUUGGCGGCACGCGCUAAAUGUCGCGCAGACAAUGUUCGCGAUGCUGAAGACCGGCAAGAUGGAACAAUUCAUGACUGAUUUAGAGAUUCUCGGCCUCCUGGUCGCCUGUCUCUGUCACGAUCUGGAUCAUCGCGGUACCAACAACGCAUUCCAGAUGAAAACGGAAUCCCCGCUGGCAAUCCUGUACUCGACCAGCACAAUGGAACAUCAUCACUUCGAUCAGUGCGUCAUGAUUCUAAAUUCCGACAGCAACAAUAUCUUUCAGAAUCUGUCGAUGGAGGACUACAGACGCGUGAUGAAAGUCGUGGAGAGCGCUAUUCUAUCAACGGAUCUGGCAAUGUAUUUCAAGAAGAGGAAUCGUUUUAUGGAGGUGAUCGACGAGGGCGAAUUCGAUUGGCAGAGCGAAGAGAAAAAAGAGCUACUAUGUGGUAUGAUGAUGACGGCGUGUGACGUAAGCGCGAUAGCAAAACCCUGGGAUGUGCAGCAUCGCGUGGCGAAGUUGGUGGCCGACGAAUUUUUCGACCAAGGCGAUCUAGAGCGUUUACAGCUCAACCAACAACCGGUGGCGAUGAUGGACCGUGAAAGGCGGGACGAAUUACCGCAGAUGCAAGUCGGUUUCAUCGACGUCAUUUGCCUGCCGCUCUAUAAAGUCAUGUCGGAGACGUUCCCAUGGAUACUACCACUCUACGAGGGUACCAUGGAGAACCGGAAACACUGGCAGGACUUGGCGGAAAAGGUCGAGAUGGGAUUGACGUGGAUCGAUCGCGACACGAUCGAGGAACCGGUGGAAGAAUUCGUCUCUUACGAACCUAAAGAUAUCGAGUUCACGGUUACGACACUGAACUGCGCUCACGCCGAUAAAAAGGAACAAGUGCCGGAAAAGUCGACGCUUGGUAGAUUCGCCUCGUUGAGAAAGGGUGGACGUACGUUGAGCAAAGGAGUCCGACAUCGUAUCAGCAGAUCUCUCUACGCUAGAAGCAGUUCGGAGGACGCCGGCAAAUCGAAAGCGUUGCUCCCAGAAAGAAAGAAUCGGAACAAACUGUGUCUACUCAUUUGACGGCUAACUUCGACGACACUUGAGAGCAUUCCCGAAUGAUACCAUAUUAAUGAUAUUUGGAAACGAAUAUUUCAAUAUACAUCGUGGCUCUUCCAGAUCGCGGAAAAUUAAAUGCCGAUGCGAUUUUCUGGAAGCUAAACACUUUGACAGAUACUCCGUGGAUAAGCGUGGCUGUUAUUGAGAAAAGAGAUUUUUAGGAUGAACUUCUUAGAAAUCGCUGUUACGAGGAUAACAUUAUCUGCUCUAAUAAAGCAGUCGAACUACUCUCGACGAGAGAAUAAUGCCGAAAAAAUUGUUAAAAAAAAUGUUUAAGCUACUUUUGCAGUAACGAAAUAUUUAUGGGAAAUGAAUCCUUUUCAAAAACUCUCAGAAGAGAAAAGAACGUUGAUAUUUGUAGAAAUUGUCUUACCACAACUACAAUAUUUGCAAUUCAAAAUAAUUGUUUGAUAAGAUUUAAAAUUGAUCAAAAUAAAAAAAUAGAGAAAAUAGCAGUGAAAAGAAAUAAUGAUAUAAAUUUCGCAAAUUGUGAGACUCAAAGAUACGAAAGAAAAAACAAAUUUAACUAAAUCUGAAAAAAUUGACGAAAUAUUAACGAAAUAUAUCGACGAAAAAAAGUUGCAGCAAGUCAAAAAAUAUCUCAAAAGAAUAUUUAAAAUCGAAGUAAUUAAGAAAUUUUACAUUUUUUAUCAAAAAUAAAUUAAUUUAAUUUUUCAAAAAUCGAUAGUUCCAUAAUCGCUCAUAUAAUAUAUACGAAAAUAAAAAAUCUUGAUAUUAUUUGAUCGAAUUAAACACAAAUUCAAAUCAAAAUAUUCAGAGAAAAGAUAUCUUAUUAACGCGAAAUUUAGUACGAAAAAGAGACAAGAUUAUAUAACAGGAGAAACAAAUAUUAACAUUAACAGAGGAAGGAAACAUAUACUCGAAGAUGUCUUAUAUUGAUUCUGAUGUACUCUUUGCUAUGUCAUUGUGUCAGACGUAGAAAACGACGAAUCAAAAUCCGCAGUAAUAAUGCUAAUAACGAACUUUCGCGAUACAAAGUCAACGAACCGAACCUAAAGAAAAAAGAAGAAAAUAAAAAAGAAAAAAGGGAAGAAUAUCCAAAGUGAUGUCUCACGAAAAAAAACCGGAUCCCGAGAAGACUGUUGCCCGUAGAUUUUAAGGCGAUAAUACAUAGACACGGUAUUACGUAAACGUGUACAUUUAGUCGAUGGCUAGGUAGCUAGAGAACUUGACGGUCGGUCGUUGCACCUCACAACGACAUUGCUCAUAAUCGCAAUCCCGUAGAGCGCGAGGGAGUGUGCUAUAUGUGUGUAUGUGAACACGUUGGGCGUCAUCGGAUGAUAAUGAUGAUAUGAUGAAGAAGAAUUCAAUUUUGACAAUCUUUUUGUAUCACAUCUCAAUGAUAUUCUAGGCUAUAUGUAUUGUUCGGCGGGUGAAGGGAUCGAGGACGUGCAAAGUCGGACUCGCGGACACGCUGCCCCACGAUAUGCAAUUCAAAUUAGAAACGAGUGCAAUUUUCAAUUGCUUUUGUUAUUUCAGAUCUCUCCUCGCAAAAGCGAUCUCCGCGAUAAUGAAGAUGAGAAUUAAAUUGAUACGGUUAAGAUAAAAAAGAAUUGCUCAAAUUGAUUUCUUAAUUUUAAUCAAGUCCGGUGUUCUUAAAUUUUUUUUUUUUAGCAGAGUUUCGAGUAAAUAAGUUCAAAAUAUUAUAAAUUCUGUAAAUAAAAAGUCUCAAGUAAAUGCAUUAAAAAUAUUUUAAAUUCUGUAAGUAUAGCGAAGCUUCGCAUUUACAAUUUUGUAAAAACGUAAUCGGAAGUAAGGCGAAUUAAAGUGUUUUAAGAUCGUGUAGAUAAAAAAUUUUAACUCUAAGCGCAAAAAUUUCAACGAUUUUAAAUUUUGUAAAAAGAUAUAUAAAGAAUAUAUUUUAAAAAAAGAGUAAGCACACGCGCAACAUUUUCAAUUUCGUAUGUGAGAAAAUAAAAAAUUUUAUUUUCUUUUAUGGAACUUAUGUAGCUGGCUUGAACUGUAGUUGCGAACACGAUCGCAUAUUCAUCAUUAACUCUCAUCAUAUAUAUGUACAUAACGAAUCAUAUAUGAGUAUAUAGCGAGCGGCGGCACUUUGGUAUCGCGGUUAAUCAGCGCUCGUAAACGGAGGCAAUGAUAGGAUUAAAUCGUGCACGCAUGCACGCAUGCAAACGUACGUAAUCCGUGACGCAAGCAUGAACGCGAGUCCACCGCGAUUAUUUCCAGUUCGAGUUUUGUACAUUGACCCUUCGGGAGAUCGCGACAAACGCGAAUAUUACGUUCCCUCAUUUGCAUUUCCGUUAUUCCAUCAUUACGCGUGUCCUGAUCUCGGAGAACGACUCCGAUAAUCUCAGGGCAAUCUCAGUGCGCGGUAAAAUUUUUUCUUCUUUUUUUUUUUAUUCGCGUUAUCGUAUCAAUUAAAUUAAACGACAGAUAUCUCGGAUGGAAAAUUUGCGCGUAAAUUUGCGAAAUCGGUGUUACUUCCUACAGAAUUUCUCAAGCGCAUUGCGUUUUCGGAUGUGAGUCUGAGAGUUAAGCAACACGAAAGUGAGACUGGUUUCUAGUCUUUUGAUAUAGCUGCGAAUCAAUAUGCCUAUCAGAAAUUGUUGCACACGGUCAAAUAAAAUCUGGAUGUGCUCAAA